AUGGAGUACGAGGUCGGAGACUAUUCGGAUGAGGUUUUCAAAAGAAUCCCAUAUGCCGUCGACGUCUUUCAGUGGGUGCGGGAUAACCCCAUGCCUGAUGCAGUGGUGGAACAAUUGAGGGUCGUUUUCAUCAAACAUCGAGUCUAUGAUCAUUUCGGACUAUCUAUCAUUCAUCGACAUUAUGACCUCGAGCCCGGCGAACGGGUAGUCGAGCUCGAAAAUGUCGCGACCCCCUGGCGUGUCCCGGACGCGGACAAGAUGAGUAUCUUCGGCGGCCACAUUGUGCCCAAGAACUGGGCCUAUCUUGACGGUCUUCUGCACCCGUUUGAGUUCCAGUAUCGGCCAGAAGCAACGAAUCCGCAUCCCGAGGUACCCUGCCUGACGACUGCCUUCGUCGCGGAACUUCACCAUGUGCUUGCCCUACAUGACCUCCUGGGCGUCUAUGGCCUGGCUUUACUACCGGAGAAUGCUCAGGAUGAAACGGCCCCAGGCCGCCUCGAAUUUACGGCUGGAAGAGCUAAUAUAACCAUCCCAUUUCCCGACAAGUUGAAGGAUAAAACCUUACAGAGCACUAUGUAUUUGUUCCCUUGUAUUGACCCAUUGCUUGAGCCGUCUUACAAAGGUCCUCGAAUGAGACAUUGUUGGACUUGUGUUGGUUGUGCUUAG
This is a messenger RNA of Rhinocladiella mackenziei CBS 650.93, 666 nucleotides long. RefSeq lists its product as uncharacterized. NCBI's taxonomy places the organism in Eukaryota, Fungi, Ascomycota, Eurotiomycetes, Chaetothyriales, Herpotrichiellaceae. The transcript has 2 exons. The record is from RefSeq and is a predicted model, not a curated record. The coding region runs from base 1 to 666 and encodes 221 amino acids.